AUGCCGCGUCAAUUGAAUGAUAUGUUUGCGGAUUCACUACCGAUGGACGUCUUGACGGACAGCGAAGACAAUGGCGAUUACAAUUCAGAUGAGAUCAACUCGGAUGUGGAGGUAGCCCUCUAUGGCGCUAUACACCACUCGUACGCCACAGAUGGCCACGAGUUGACCGCCGAUGAAGACAAUGCCCGAACCGAAAGCGUGUCCAAAGACAGUCCGAUGGCUGGGAAACAGCGAUUACAGCCGCAGACCAACGAAAGCCAAUCCAAGACUCCGUUAAAUAAUUUAUUUCGACUUUUGGACCACAAACUGGAUGUGAGUGACGACGAGAUGGACAAAGACUUUGUAUUCAACGACAAUACAAAUGAAAUCGAUUUGAUUGAAAUCAACGACUCGUCCGACGACUCGGAUAUCGUUGUCGUCGAAGACAAGUCAUUGGACCGCAAAAAGAGAGAGAAACGAAGUGUCAAACGGAACCACUCGUCGGCCUCUUUGUCGUCGACCCCUAGAGUGCAGACAAACAUAUCGUUAGGAAAUGUGGAUAAUCUAAAUGAGACGACUUUAUCGGCCAUUUCAGCGAUGGAUCAGUUCUAUAACGAAGACAACUACGACAGCGCCGAAGAGGAGCGCAGUUUUAACGCCAUGAGUAACAAUAGAAAUGACUGGAAGAUCGGCUACAGUGACAGCUUUGUGUCCACUAAUAAGUCCAAUAGAUAUUAUAAAAGGGACACAUGGCUCGAGACUGCCCUCUCCCUAAGAAAGUUCCAGUCUGUCAUCUAUGCGGUCGUUGUGGUCAUCGGUUCGAAAGGUGUCCAUCGAUUUUGUGCUCCAAAUGUCUCAGUUCUGCUCAUAAGACAAUUUAUUGCAAGACGGCCCAAAGAGGAAGAGAACAUCAUUUGCUGCGAGAGACUAAUAGCACUCAAUGAAUGCCGUUCGCAGGGAAUGUCCAAACAUAUGACUCCUAUGAUUUCGAUUUGUGUCAUACCAUCGCCACAACCACUUCAGGCACUCCUCACACCAUCAGUGCCUCAACUCCUGGCAGUUCUGGCCAUACAGUCGAUCGUAAGGGCUGUAUUUACUGAGGUUAAGAUCAAAUCCAUAAUGAUCAUUACGGUCAGUAUCGAGAGUAUCGUGAGGAUAGCGGUCUUUACCAGCCAAAAAUUGGGAGGGAAGAAGAGUAUCGCACAC
This is a messenger RNA of Medioppia subpectinata, 1185 nucleotides long. NCBI's taxonomy places the organism in Eukaryota, Metazoa, Arthropoda, Arachnida, Sarcoptiformes, Oppiidae. The record is from the annotation of a GenBank genome assembly.